UGCAUACUAAAGACCAUGGUAUAGUAGCAGUAGCAGCAAGGUUUAAUGUUUAAUGGACUACUACCACAGCACAAGCCAGCCAGCCAGCCAGCCAGCCAGCCAGCCAACCAAGCGAGACUGGAAGUUCAUUGUGCUGAGGCCCGGGUCUGAUCGCAUGGGUGCAUGAGUGCGUGCCCUUCGCUCUUGCAGCCACGCGACUUCUUUUGUUCUCAUGUGUGCAUGGGGGUUGGUAUAGAGCACAUACUUUGGGAGCGGGGUGCUUAUUUACCAGGUUGGCUCUUGUGCUAAGUACUAGCAUUAUAUUCUCUCUCUCUCUCUAUCUCUCUCUCUUUCUCUCUGGCUCACUCUGUACCACAACUUGUUUCAGGGGGGUGCAGCAGCAUCAAUUCAAGUGAUUCUAUCCUCUUUUUUCUCUACUUCCACGCGUUGGCGAGACUUUUGUUUGAAGUGUAGCUGCGGUAGAAGAAUUGUUCAUGAAAGAGCUAUCAAAAGUCCCACGUGCCCUCGCGUGCCGGCCGAAUCAAUUGUCUUGACUGGCAGAACUCAGCCAAGCUACCAUCAUCCUUCUAUUCUUCUUCUCAUUGGGAUAGUCUGGCUGGAGUAGAUGAAGGAAAACAACUUUGGCUUUCAGGGACUGUGAGCAGUCAGCCAGUGCAAGUCUGAACUUCAUACAGUCAACAUCUCUAUAAGUCUACCAGGAGUACAACUUUAGAGCUCAAAAGGCUACAUGUUAUUCUGAACAGCCAAACUUUGUUAUAAAACAGCCACAAACAUCCUGCCUAUUUGUUGGUGAAUGCAUGCUGUGACUUCAUCCUGAAGUGAAUCCAGUGCAUUGUUUGUAUUUUGGCUUCAUUCAUCCCCUAAUAAGCCAUCUCCAGCCAAGUUAGCAGGAUUUAGGAUCAACAUUUGGACAAUCAUAACACUUGUCUUCCUUCCACCUCCUUCAGUACGGUUUGAAAACGUCAGCUAAGGAGGUUGUAGCACGAUCUUCUCUCUCUCUCAUCAAAUCUUGAAUGAGAUGCCAAUCAGGUGUAGUCUUACGCCAGAGGAAUUCCACGCCUAAAGUUACACUCCGUUGAAGAGCAUAUCCAGAGUUACAUUAUCCGCAUCCAAGCUGACUCUUCUCACUCGUAAACAACAAGUCUGAUUGAAGAUGGAGAUGCUAUGUCAGGCAUUGAGAAGGACUAUGAUGAUGAUGCUGAUGUUCAUGGUCUUACUCCUGAGCUGUUUUCUGUUGGAGGCUGACUUUGUCCAGGCCUGUACCUGCUUGCCUAAACAUCCUCAGCAGCAUUACUGUGACUCAGAUUAUGCAAUCCGAGUCAAAAUCUUCAAGCAAAAGCUGAAGCUGCCUAAUGGACAACGGUAUGAGAUAAACGACCCUGAGAUACCUGACCUACCCAUCGAAGUACUCAGCCAGUCACACAGGGAAUGGUCUGGGGUGAUUCAGAAAGUCUACAAGGGGUUUGAAAAACUAAAACACACCACGACCGUUAAUAUCUAUUCACCUUUCUACGAUUCAAUGUGUGGAGUAGGAACACUGAUGAAUGAUGAAAGCUAUGUUAUCAUGGGUACAUUUGGCCAUGGAGGACUUAACUUUGAUUUCUGUGAUUGGCAUCAUUCAUGGAAAACGGUCACAUCAAAGCAGAGGAGAGGUCUCAAAUACUGGUAUGCUGAAAACUGCAGUUGUCAGAUUGAUACAUGUGGAUUGCGGCAUCCAUGCGGGGAGGCACAACCAGAGGCUUCACCUACAGGGUGUGAGUGGGACGCGUGGCACAGUAGAUGCACCAAUCAGCACACAGCGUGCGUGAUGACGGCACAGGGCUGCCAAUGGCACCAAUCAAAGGACUUGAAGCAAUGUUUGAAAGCACCCUGAUAUGGAUCUAGAGAUUGAACACAGCACUUCAAGAUAAAGUUUUGCCUUUAAUAACAUCUUGACUGCCACUCACAGUGCAGCUUGCUAAGCUCCUUGUGCAACUAUGAACACUUUGUGGUGCAAGGUUUCACUGGUAGCACUGAAAGUGUUAAAGGGUGCUAGUUUGCACCCACAGCACCAACAAUAUCAAGCAGUGAAGUUUUUCAACGAGAGCACUGAAAGUGUCAAAGGGUGCAAGUUUGUUUUGCCACUAGCACUGUAAGCGUUAAGAGUGACCUUUUUGCAGGAUGUUGGCAAAAAUAGAAGAACAAAUGAAAUGAAAAAUUGAGUAUUUUCCCCCAAAUCAGUAUUGGCUCAAAGCAGUGCAUUUUUAUAUUCAAUCAUUUUAGGCUACACAACACCAUUCCAAUAGAAUCCUUUAUGUUUAUUUACUUUUAUAUGACAGAAAGUGAUUUCUUGACCCAAAUUUCUGUUUAAAUUAAUAAUAUCUCACUUAAAGAAGUCACCAGUCAGUCCCGAUAAUGCAUUACAAAUGUAGCAUUUAUAAACAUAAAAUAAUAAUGAAGAAUAAGACUGUAAUUCCAAUAUUUGUUUAAGUUUCAGAUUUAAGAAUUACAAGUACUUGAAAUCAAAAUCAGCAUUAUAAAUGACUAUAUCCACCACUGUAUCUUAUUUUGAAGGUAGCAAUAUUUGCUACAAAUAAUUAUAAUCAUAUGCAUGAAUGGUCAAGAUUUGAAUUUAGAUAUGUUUGAAAAUAUAUGAAAAUGUGAACAUGCCUUGAUUGAAUCUUUAAAUUUUGUAUAAAAAUUUGUACAUAAGAAAUGCAAAAAAUAUGUUAUGUGCUUGUCUUUUUAUAUAUACACGUAUAAUGUAAAAUGUUUGUUUAAAAUGCUGUCUAUAUGUCUAUAAACUUUCUCCAUCCAUUUCAGCUCUUUUUCUUAUGAAAUCUUUGCUCAUCUAUCAUAUGUUUUCCAUAUAAAAUAUGUUAAUAGCACUUGUUCUGAAUAAUCUUUAUUCAACUAAAUUGAAAAAUACUUUCAGUUCAUUAUAUCAGGAUUUUCACAACAAAAGGCUUUUUAUUUCUGUCCCUGAUUGCAUUCUUUGAAUGUAAAACUGGAUUUUUAGGGGACUGAAACAAGAAUCAACAGUAAUAUCACUUACGAGACAGAACUAAGAAUAGUCUGUUUAAUAGUCAAAUAAUCUUCUUCAUGUUUCUUUCAUUUCUGAUUCUUCUCAUUUUUAAUGUUACCUUGUGCAAUGUGCUAAAUAUUGUAUCAUCAUUAUUUUGCAGUGUUAUGUUUGUUGUAUUUUACUUGAUGAAUGUCUAUGUUUAUGAAUAAAUGAAUGAAAGAA
Messenger RNA from Strongylocentrotus purpuratus (purple sea urchin), 3226 nucleotides. RefSeq names its product metalloproteinase inhibitor 3. Bases 1154 to 1873 code for a protein of 239 amino acids. Gene Ontology annotation, molecular function: protease binding; metalloendopeptidase inhibitor activity. The transcript has 4 exons. Gene Ontology annotation, biological process: negative regulation of membrane protein ectodomain proteolysis; negative regulation of endopeptidase activity. Gene Ontology annotation, cellular component: extracellular matrix. Lineage: Eukaryota; Metazoa; Echinodermata; Echinoidea; Camarodonta; Strongylocentrotidae. The record is from RefSeq and is a predicted model, not a curated record.